AACAUAUUUUAUUCUUGGCCGAUUUAAACUGUGCUGAUGUUGUGAAUUCGUUGAAAAAGUACGAGGAAGCAAAAAUGUUCCGAUCGCCUUUUCGUUGGAUACUUAUCGAUAAAUUUCGAAAUGAUACGGACAAUCAAAGUAUGAUACAAGAAAGUAUUACACAUUUAAACAUUCUCGUCGACGCUGAGGUUUUCCUUAUUCGGGAAAUUGAAAAUAAUUAUUAUGUAAUAUAUCGCAUUUACAAAAUUGGUCCGGAAUCUGGAUGGAUAACUGAAUUUUACAACUACUGGAACAGCAGCAUUGGAUUCCAAAAGUUCGUUAAUCCAACUGAAGUAACAGCGUUGAAGAGAAUGAAUUUAUAUGGCUACGAAUUAAAAAUUUGUUACGUGCUGACUGAUAACGAUAGCAUUAAUCAUUUGACAGAUGAAGUGAACGACCAUAUAGACACUAUUACAAAAGUAAAUUUUCCGACGACAAACCAACUCGUGGAUUUCCUCAACGCAAGCAGGAAAUACAUCUUUACUGACACAUGGGGCUAUAAUCAUAACAACACAUGGAAUGGUAUGACAGGGUAUUUGAAGAGAGAGGAAGUGGAUAUAGGAGGAUCGCCAAUGUUUCUUACUUCGGAACGUCUAUCGAUCGUCGAGUACAUCUCCAGUCCAACACCAACUCGCUCCAAAUUCGUUUUUCAGCAACCCAAACUUUCAUACGAAAAUAAUUUAUUCGUUUUAUCUUUCAAUUCUUCAUUAUGGUAUGGCUCUAUUGCCUUAAUUUGUCUACUAUAUUUGGUUAUAUGCUUAGUUACUAUUUGGGAAUGGAAAAAGAAAAAAUCUACUAAAACGAAGAUACAAAGUGGAGUUUUGAGACCGAAUGUAAUUGAUGUAGCUCUCUUCAUAUUUGGCGCUGCGUGUCAACAAGGAAGCACAGUUGAAUUAAAAGGAGCUCUCGGUCGUAUGGUGUUGCUAUUACUCUUCGUGACGCUAACAUUUCUGUACACUUCAUACUCUGCAAAUAUCGUCGCCUUACUACAGUCCAGCUCUUCACAAAUCAGAACUUUAGAAGACUUACUGCAUUCGAGGGUUAAGUUUGGAGUUCAUGAUACUGUUUUCAAUAGACAUUACUUUACGUAUUUUUUUACAACUGAACUUCAGAUGGAGACCGAACCCAUACGUAAGGCUAUCUAUGAAACUAAAGUCGCUCCUCCAGGAACGAAACCCCAUUUUAUAACUAUGGAAAAAGGAGUAAAAGAAAUGAAAAAGGGGCUGUUCGCUUUUCACAUGGAAACAGGUGUCGGGUACAAAUUUGUCGGAAAAUACUUCGAGGAGGGAGAAAAAUGUGGUCUUAAAGAAAUUCAAUAUUUACGUGUAAUCGACCCAUGGCUUGCGGUUAGAAAAGACACACAAUUCAUAGAAAUGUUCAAAAUUGGAACAAAACGUCUUCAAGAACAUGGCCUGCAGCAGAGAGAAAAUCAUCUAUUAUACGAAAAGCACCCUAAGUGCGUCGGAAGACAGGCCAAUUUCGUAUCCCAAAGAAGAUGAAGCUUAUCAAUGAAUUGAACUAUGUGGGGUCCAAAAAACCAAUACAAUUUGCAGAUAAUUUUGGCAACAUAAGGAUUAACGCAAUACAAAAUUUAAUAAUAUUUACCGAUUUAAAUUGCCCAAAUAGUAGUCACUUUAUGGAACAAG
Messenger RNA from Nymphalis io (European peacock), 1685 nucleotides. RefSeq names its product ionotropic receptor 75a-like. The record is from RefSeq and is a predicted model, not a curated record. The coding region runs from base 75 to 1538 and encodes 487 amino acids. Lineage: Eukaryota; Metazoa; Arthropoda; Insecta; Lepidoptera; Nymphalidae. Gene Ontology annotation, molecular function: ligand-gated monoatomic ion channel activity. The transcript has 11 exons. Gene Ontology annotation, cellular component: membrane.